ACUUCGUUCCCUCUCUCGGCCUCUCGACAUGAAGUUCAUUCUCUCGCUUACCCUGCUCGCGGCCGCUGUAGCUGACAGGCCCAGCUACCACGCCCCUCCUCCUUAUCACCAUCCUCAUCCUGCAUACAAGCCUGCCCCUGCCUACGCCCCUCCCCCAGCCUACGGGCCGCACCACCCUCUUCCAGCUUAUGCCCCGCCUCACCACGCCCCUGCUUACGGUCCUCAUCCCCCCGCCCCUGAAUACAAGCCUGCCCCUACCUAUGCCCCGCCCCCUACCCCUGCCUACAAGCCUGCCCCUACCUAUGCCCCGGCCCCUGCCUACAAGCCUGCCCCUGCCUACAAGCCCGCCCCGUCCUAUGAUGCUCCUGCUAAGUACGACUUCAACUGGGCCGUGAAGGACGACUACUCAGGCAACGACUACGGCCACCAGGAGUCCCGCGACGGAUACAACACACAGGGAUCCUACUACGUGCAGCUUCCCGACGGUCGCCUGCAGAAGGUCACCUACCACGUGGACGGCGACUCAGGCUUCGUGGCCGAGGUCACCUACGAAGGGGAGGCUCAGUACCCUCACGAGCCUGCCUACAAACCUGCCCCAGCCUACAAGCCUGCCCCAGCCUACCGACCAGCUCCUUCGUACAAACCCGCCCCAGUUUACGGCUGAAACUUCUUCAAACCUCCAUCCUUAUAAAACAAAAAAUCAAAAACACACACAAAAAAAAACCCUGUGAUAUUUAUUACC
Penaeus indicus is the source of this 742-nucleotide messenger RNA. Its product is annotated as adhesive plaque matrix protein-like. The transcript has 3 exons. The record is from RefSeq and is a predicted model, not a curated record. Bases 29 to 664 code for a protein of 211 amino acids. Gene Ontology annotation, cellular component: extracellular matrix. Lineage: Eukaryota; Metazoa; Arthropoda; Malacostraca; Decapoda; Penaeidae.